Messenger RNA from Brassica oleracea var. oleracea, 2526 nucleotides. RefSeq lists its product as uncharacterized. Gene Ontology annotation, biological process: DNA integration. Gene Ontology annotation, molecular function: nucleic acid binding. The record is from RefSeq and is a predicted model, not a curated record. Bases 1 to 2526 code for a protein of 841 amino acids. Lineage: Eukaryota; Viridiplantae; Streptophyta; Magnoliopsida; Brassicales; Brassicaceae. The transcript has 2 exons.
AUGGAAAGUGUUAUGAAGAUGAAGGUCGCGGUGACAUUCAAAGGAAGCAACUACCUAGUCUGGUCUAGGAUGGUGAAGACUGCUGUGGGAAGCAAGGGUUUGUGGAAGCAUAUCACAGCUGGUGAAGCUCCAAGGGCGAUUACUCAAGAGGGUGACGCAGAGAGCUCCGAGGAGAGUGUUGUGGAGAAGUGGCAACAAGAAGACAUGAUGGUGAUGUCAGUUCUUCAUGCCUCGUUGGAACCGGCUAUCCUAGAUGCUUAUAGCUACUGUGAGACAGCCAAGGAGCUGUGGGACACUCUGAAGAAGGUGUAUGGAAAUGUUUCUAACCUGAACCGAGUGUUUGAAGUCAAGAAGGCAAUCAACGAGUUAACCCAAGAUGACAUGGAGUUUACAAAGCAUUUGGGGAGGUUCAGGACACUGUGGUCUGAGCUGGAGAUGUUGAGGCCAAGCACAGUUGAUCCAGAGCUUCUAAAUGAGAGGCGUGAGCAGGACAAGGUCUUUGGGUUGCUGCUCACAUUGAAUGCAAGCUACAAUGGUCUCAUUCAGCACAUGCUAAGGUCCGAGAAAUUACCUGACCUUGAGGAGGUGUGUGCUCAGAUACAAAGGGAGCAGGGCUCAAUGGGCUUGUUUGGAGGCAAGGGAGACUUAUCUCUUGCAAAUGCUGUGCAAUCUGACCGUGAAGAACCUCCUCAAGCCAACAAAGCUGGCUACAACAAGUAUGAGAAGUUCAAUGGGAAUUGUGAUCAUUGCAAGAGGUAUGGGCACAAGAAGAUUCAGUGCUGGAUACUCCAUCCCCACUUGAAGCCGGCUAAGUUCAUAAAGGAGAAAGAGGCAAGAGCUCACAUGACUGAAGGAUCAAGUGGAGCAGGGCCAUCCAACCGAGGAACUGAAGUGGAGAACCGUGAAGGAAAUGGAAAAGCUUUGGUGACCUAUACUGGAGCCAUCAACCCCCGAGGCAAUGAUCAAGACUUCAUCAGGAGGUCCGAGAUGGAUGCACUCAUCAAAAUGCUCAAGGAUAAUGGUAACAUUCAUGGGUAUUCAUUUGGUGCUUCUAUGAUUGCUAGGACUAUAGAAAUGACUCACAGUAAGGCUGAGAUUGCUAGGAAUGAUAGUAAGGCUGGAAUUGAGCAGUGCAUUGAUAGAAAUGCUAAGAUGAAUGCAUAUAGAUCAAAAUGUAUCUGCCAUCAUGCUAGCAAUGCAUCCAAACCAUUGAUUAUAGAUUCAGGUGCAUCUCAUCAUAUGAUUAGUGACACCAACCUGAAUAAAGACAUAGAACCUACUAAUGGAUGUGUGAUGAUUGCAAAUGGAUUAUCUCAGUAUGGAAUUCUUCAUCAAACAAGCUGUCCCUACACUCCACAACAGAAUGGUGUGGCUGAGAGGAAGAAUAGGCACCUUAUGGAAGUUGCAAGAUCAAUGAUGUUUCAAGCUAAUGUACCUAAGAAGUUUUGGAGUGAUGCAGUAGCCACGGCCUGCUAUCUAAUCAACAGGACUCCCACACUGAUCCUGAAAGGACAGUCACCAUUUGAGGUUCUCAACAAACAUAAACCCUCAUUAGAACAUAUAAGGAUCUUUGGGUGUUUAUGUUAUGUUUUGAUACCCGGGGAGUUGAGAAACAAGCUUGCAGCUAGGAGUACAAAGGCAAUGUUUAUUGGCUACUCUACAACUCAAAAGGGAUACAAGUGUUAUGAUCCAGACACAAGAAGGGUGCUGGUAUCAAGGGAUGUGAAGUUUGUUGAAGAGAGAGGAUACUAUGAGGAGCAAAACAAAGAAGACUUGAAAGAUCUUACCUCGGAGAGAGCCACUACCUUGCGGAUCAUCUUAGAAAGUAUUGGGAUCAAGGUGAGACAAGAUCAGCAAGGACCUGGCAGUAACCCAGGAUCUCAACCACCGAAUGGUGGAAGUUCAGCAACUCCCACUUCUGAUCAUGGGGGGGAAAGGAGUGAACCAGAGACAACUCAAGAGAGUAGUGGAGUAUCUGGUACACAUGAUCAAGAUGUGGAAGUAAGUGAACAGCAAGAUGGAGCUGAAGAAAGUCAGCUAGGAGAAGAAGAGGCAGUUGAAGUGCCUACUUCUGUACCACAAGAAAGUGGAGAAGAAUCACAAGUGGAAGUGGAACAACCGGAACCAGCAUUGAGAAGAAGCACACGGAUUAGGAGAGAUGCUUCCAGCUGGGUAAGCACGAGAGUGCACUACAAUGCCCAGGCUGUGGAGCAUCCUUCUCAAGCUGUGUGUUCCUUUGCUCAAUACCCUAAAGAACAUUUUGCUUUCAUGGUAAACUUGGAUGAGAACUAUAUUCCAAGAAGCUAUGAAGAGGCAAUGAUGGAUAAAGAGUGGAAGGAAUCAGUUGGAGCUGAGGCAGGAGCUAUGAUCAAGAAUGAUACAUGGUAUGAGAGAGUCAUCCUGCCAUGCUACACUCGGAGUGAAGAUCAGUUGGCUGAUGUGUUCACUAAGGCUGCGAGACACAAGACUAUGGAGUCCAUUCACAUUAGAUUGGGACUCAUAGAUCUUGGGAAGAGAAGGAGCUGA